UCAAUUUCCACUACUGUGCUAUUAAAUAUUUAAAUAGAAAUAUGUGAAAUAAUCGUCAUUCAUUAUAACAUUUGAUGUUUUUUUAAUAUUAAUAUUUCGUGCCUUAUGGUUAAAUUUGUGAAAGUCUCCACAAUAUUGAACGUCUACUGCACCUCUUCCUCAGGUUAUAAUUUACCUGUCUUUAAAAAACUAUAAAUUUGGAACCAGAAUUCAUCAUGGACAGUUUAUCGUUGGACUCGAGUAAUGAUUUUUUGAUUGAAGAAGAAUUUGGCUUGGAAAUUAACACUUGCGGAAUUUGCAAAAACCAGUUGAUGUGUCCAAGAAUUCUGAAUUGUUUACAUGUAUUUUGCGAGAAAUGUAUAUUGCAGCUUGUAAAUGUCAAUUCUAUGUUUAGUGUUCUCAAUAUUAUUUGUCCUGUAUGCAGUCAACCUACUACUACUCAGUUAAAUAGAGGUACUCUGACAUUGCCACAAGAUUAUGUAACAAGAGAUAUACUGGAAAUAGAAAUGCUGAAAAAUCAUAAACUCAUUUGCAAAUCAUGUAGAGACAACAAAGAAGCAACACAUAAAUGCAUUACCUGCUGCAACUUUUUGUGUUCUAGCUGUGAAAGUAUGCAUAAGAUGCUUGUCACUCCGGGCCAAUAUCAUUACAUGGUAUCCAUUGAAGAUAUGAUCCAAAGUGCACAAGAUAAAACAGCUAUUCAUAAAAUGGUGUUGUGUGAAAAACAUAACAAUGAACAAAUGCUUUAUUAUUGCAACAUAUGUAAUGAAUUAGCAUGUACCAAAUGCCUUAACAUACCCACACCCAGAACAUGCCAGCAUAGUUAUGACAGUCUUUCGAACGCUUACAAAAAGUAUGGAACUGAACUGGAGUAUUUAGUGCGCGAAAGCAAAAACGUAAUGAAAAAUGUGUCUACAUUACCAGCUACGUUAGAAAAGGCACUGGAUAACUUACAAACGUCUCAUGAUCACGUAAAAUCUAACGUUGAGGAAACUUUUCAGAGUUUCAAAGCUAUACUGGAAACGUGUAAAAAUGAUGUCCUAGCACAACUUAAAUCUGCUCAAAAACAACAAGAGUUAAAGAUAAUGGAUAAAUUUGAAGAAGUGAAAAAAAUUACUGAUAAUAUCAGUGGAGUGCAACAAUUUGCUACUCGUCUAUUGGAAAAUGGAAGUGAAUCUGAAAUCAUGGCUCUGAAGAAAUUGAUAUUUACUCAAAUGCUUCAGCUAUUUAGCCAAAUACCUGAUGUAGAUAUUGAUGCUAAAAUUUUGUUCUCGCCAGAUGUCGGCGGUUUUGAAAAUAAAUGCCGGACAUUUUUUGGACAGAUCGAAACCGAACAAAACAUCAAUGCCGCUGUCGGACCUAUUUCUCCACCGACUCCUAGAACUAAUUUUUUAACAGACCGUACAUUUCCGCCACCAGUGUUGGCACCUAUGGCGGAAUCGCAGAUAUUUGAUUUAAAUUUAGCUCGAUUAUGCUCCCUCAAUUCUGAAGACAAUUCUAUAUUACCGGCACUGCCAUCACCAGAUUCGCUGGGCGAUUUGUUGAACACUCAAAAUAAUUUUGAUAAUAAUUUCGCUCUCAAUAAUCUACAAGCUCUCGCUAAACUCGAUAAUAUGAGCAUCAACAACAACAAUAACAUGCUUCAAAGUUUGAUGAGUCCGUUGGCGUUGAAUCAACCUGGUCUCGAUCCGUUUUCCAUGGGCAGUACAUCUUCCAUGAGUUCUCCCACUACUACUUUGUCUCCUGAUAUUUACGGAGUGGCUACAAAUUCUAGUUGGUACAGUAAAGAAAAAAAGGCACCACCCUCUAGACCAAAGCGCCAUUCCAGUAGACCCAGCAUGGAUAUUGUAGCGAAAUUUGGUCAAAUGGGUAGCGGAUUAGGUCAGUUUCAUUCGCCUCACGGUUUCUGUCUGAGUCCUACAGAAGACAUUGUUGUGGCCGACACUCACAACCAUCGUAUUCAAGUAUUUGAAAAAGAUGGUACAUACAAGACUGAAUUCGGUAGGGAGGGUAAAGAAGACGGAUACUUGUUUUAUCCGAGAAAAGUGGUGUUUUUAAAUCACAAUCAAAUAGUCGUAUGCGAUCGCGGUUCAGACAGAUCUAGAGUACAGAUAUUUGAAUACCCGACUGGCAAGUUUAUAAAAAAAAUUCAAGUCCAAUUCAUAGAGAUUGUCGCUGGAGUCGCCGUGACUGCUACCGGCCAUCUUGCUUUAGUCGAUAGUGUACACCCCACGGUGUUUGUCUUGAACGUAAAUGAAGACAACGGCAUAAUGAAGUGGUUUGAUUGUGCUUCUUAUAUGGAAGAACCUUCGGACAUAAUUGUUAGAGAUGAAGAUUAUUACGUCUGCGAUUUUAAAGGUCACUCUAUUGUCGUGUUUAACGACGAGGGUGUAUGCUUGCGUCGAAUUGGCGGUGAAUAUAUCACUAGUUUUCCAAAUGGUAUAGAUAUAUCCGAGAAUGGAGAAAUAUUAGUUGGUGAUUCUCAUGGAAAUCGUUUCCACGUGGCCGUCUUUGCUCAUGACGGAACUCAUAUAACGGACUUGGAAUGUCCCUACAUAAAGGUAUCCCGUUGUUGCGGUUUAAAAAUUACAACCGGAGGCCAUAUUGUUACGUUGGCUAAAAACAAUCAUCAUGUUCUCGUAUUGAAUGCUACUGUCUGAUUCGAAUACAAAGCUAAUCUAUAUUAUCUUUUUUCCCCAAAAACGUAUUUUGUUAACUUAAUUUUUUCUUCAAUUUUAUUUUAUAGUUAAUUAAUUUUUGAGACUGCUCGAAGUGCAUUUUUUUUUUGUUUUUCUAGAUUUAACAAAUUUAUUUUAUUUUUUAAGUAUACUGACAUUUUACUGACUUUUUUUUAUUUUC
Adelges cooleyi (spruce gall adelgid) is the source of this 2859-nucleotide messenger RNA. Its product is annotated as B-box type zinc finger protein ncl-1-like. Gene Ontology annotation, molecular function: ubiquitin-protein transferase activity; protein binding; zinc ion binding. Gene Ontology annotation, cellular component: chromatin; nucleoplasm. The record is from RefSeq and is a predicted model, not a curated record. NCBI's taxonomy places the organism in Eukaryota, Metazoa, Arthropoda, Insecta, Hemiptera, Adelgidae. Gene Ontology annotation, biological process: positive regulation of DNA-templated transcription. The transcript is spliced from 14 exons. The coding region runs from base 216 to 2660 and encodes 814 amino acids.